AUGGGAUAGUAUUGCUGUGUUUAUGAAUAAAAUACUUAAGUACAAUAAGAAACUCAUUCUACUCAAUUGAUUAUGGAGAAAAUCAUCCAUAAUAUCACAAUAAAGUUAACCUAAGGGAAAUUGAUUGAUGAAAAUGUAGAUGCUGUUGUAGCUAUGGCUGAUCCUCAAUUUAAUGUCACCAGCCAUCUCUCACGGCAAAUCCUUAAAAUGGGUGGGAAACAAAUGUAUGAAAAUCUACUCAGUUGUUAGAGAAAGAAAUAGACUAUAGAUUUUGGAGAUGUUAUCUAUACACAUGCAGAAGAAUUAGAUUUUGAUUUUAUUUUCUUUGCACUCUUGCCACCGCUCUAUGAAAUCGAUUACGAUCAAUAAAUACGAAGAUAGAUGAGAUCAUUUUAAUAUAAUGGAGAUGAUUCUAUAGAGAGCAGCAUAUAGGAAUAUACAGGCUAGAACGAAAAAUAGUAUAUAUAGCAUUCCAUAAAGAAAACCCUUCUUUUAUGUAAUGAUUUGGGAUUAAGCUCUGUAAGUUUCCCUGUGAUUUCAUCUGAAGCUUAAAUAAAUUCAAAAUGCUAUACUGCUCUAGUUAUGCUUUUGACUAUUAAAUAAUUUAUUGAAGAAAAGCACAGCCAAUUAAAGAACCUAUAACUAAUCAACAUCACUAUUGCUGAUAAAGCAUACAUAAAGCCUUUUCGACAUGUUUUGAAUAGGUUGACUGAUGGGCAGUAAAUAGUUGAUUAUUAUGAAACACCUUAAAUGGGGCCGUAAGAGGACAAUUAAGUGGACUCGUUCGAAAAUGAAAUAAUUUAAUUUGGAAAGAUGUACAAAAAUAGGAAAGAUGAUAGAAGCAAAUAAUAGGAUUCCAUAUGA
Molecule: messenger RNA, 864 nt
Organism: Paramecium tetraurelia
Lineage: Eukaryota; Ciliophora; Oligohymenophorea; Peniculida; Parameciidae
Exons: 3
Source: RefSeq, a predicted model, not a curated record